AUGUUCCCCCCACAGUUGGGCAACCUAAACAUUGAGGCACUGAGUGGCAUUUGUGGCUCAAUCUCUCUUGUCUGCUGGGUGGUAGUUUUCUCUCCACAGAUCAUUGAAAACUUCCGACGUGGCUCUGCAGAUGGCCUCUCACUUCUUUUCCUCAUAGUUUGGCUGGCUGGCGAUGUCUUCAACAUUCUUGGAGCUGUCAUGCAGGGCGUCCUGCCAACUAUGAUUAUCUUGGCAGUCUACUACACAUUGGCAGAUAUUGUUCUGCUUGGGCAGUGCUUCUACUACCGAGGAUUUAACCUCAAAGAAGAGUUCUCGCCUUCGCCCACCCCAGAUGCUCCCGCUGGGGCCUCAGGCGAAAGUGCUGAUUUCGGACCGGCACCAACCGAGCAAUCAGCUCUGCUUCCAAAGUCCAACGGACAUGCCCAUAUCCACGGCCCGCACACAACUAGCAAUGGCGCUCAGCACCAUGGGGAAGUACCGUCAUUAGCUCAGGGACGUCGUCAUUCUGCAACCUCAUUUCGGGAAAUCUUGCAUUCCGUCGAUGGAACCCAUCUAUCUCCCGCGACACCUCUCAUUGAUGCAAAUGUGACUGCCGCUGCUCUUGCGCGUCGUCGUCAGCGUAGAAUCUCUAGCAUCCAAGCUUUCCUGUUCAAUACCACUGCCAUUGCCCUCGUCUGCACUGCAGGUGUCCUCGGCUGGUACUUCAGCCCCGCUUCGAAGAAGAGCUCAGAGCCCGAGCCUCUCACUAUGGAUACAAUGGGUCAGGUCUUCGGGUAUCUAUGCGCGGCUUUGUACCUCGGCUCUCGGCUUCCACAGAUUCUUUUGAACUUCCGGCGGAAAUCUACCGAUGGUGUCUCUUUCUUGUUCUUCCUGUUUGCUUGCAUUGGCAAUCUGACUUAUGUGCUGUCUAUUCUGGCAUACUCUCCCGUUUGCCGGGGUGUGAAAAGCGUGGAUAUCACUUCCCACCACCAUCAACCGAAAUGCGCCCCGGGCGAGGCCACGGCUAUUUAUGGACGGUAUAUCCUGGUCAAUCUGUCGUGGCUGAUUGGCAGUUUUGGAACACUCUUGCUCGACGGAGCGAUUUUCGUGCAGUUUUUCUUGUACCGCGAUGCCAAAGAUAUUGAUGAGCACGAUGGGUAG
This is a messenger RNA of Penicillium longicatenatum, 1140 nucleotides long. Its product is annotated as PQ-loop repeat-containing protein. Gene Ontology annotation, cellular component: fungal-type vacuole membrane. Bases 1 to 1140 code for a protein of 379 amino acids. The record is from RefSeq and is a predicted model, not a curated record. The transcript is spliced from 2 exons. Lineage: Eukaryota; Fungi; Ascomycota; Eurotiomycetes; Eurotiales; Aspergillaceae. Gene Ontology annotation, biological process: basic amino acid transmembrane export from vacuole.